GCAAAGUUAGGCUUAAGCUCCAAAAUGGAUGCCUUCAUAUUGAGAAAUGAAACGAAAGUAAAUUUUGAUCGGCUAAAAACGUGUUCAGUUAGUGCAGAUAUGCAUCUCAUCAAAUGUAUACAGAGCUGCAUGAAUAACAUACAGAAUUCAGCAUGAGUUAUGUACUGACCUUUCCUACAAGUUGCAACUGGGAUCAUUCCUACAGUAUCUUAUCAGGACGUGUACAAGCAAAUGAACAAUCUCCGGACUACAUGAGAAAGUUUGAUGAUAUUAUUUGUGACUUUCUUAGAGAACAAGGAGUUCCUGGGGCCUCUUUGUGCAUCAGUUUGCAUGGUAAACCUAUCUACAAACAAGGGUAUGGUAUAAGUGGCUGUGGAGAACUCAUAUCCUCAUCAUCACAUUUUCGUAUCGCCAGCAUCAGUAAAAUUCUCACAGCAAUUGCUGUUCUACGUCUGUGUGAGGAAGGUCUUUUACAUCUAGGUCAGCAAGUGUUUGGUCGAAAUGGCAUUUUACAUAGAAUAAAGGUCACUGGUCAAGCCAGAAUGAAACAAGUGAAGCGUAUCAAGGUUCGUGACCUUUUACAACAUUCCUCGGGCUGGGAUAGGGAUGCUGUUGGUGACCACGUGUUCUGGUAUCAGAAGAAAGAACACCUGUCCAAGAUUGAUGCAUGGAAUAAUGAAAAUCUCCUUACAUACAUACUGACACAGAGUUUGUCAUUUCCAGCAGGUACACGUCAUUCUUAUUCAAACCUUGGAUACCUGGUUCUCGGCUUGGUGAUUGAAGAGAUUGCUGGGAUACCAUAUGAACAUUAUGUGAAGACAGUAUUUAGAGAUAUCGGUGUAGAGGAUAUUUACAUCGGAAGGACAAAACAGCACAAAGUACAUUUUCAGGAAGUGAAGUACUUUAAUAACAAAGAUCCUCCUGUUGAGAUGUCAGUGUUUAAUGUAAAUGAAGUGGUAGCUCCUCAGUAUGGCUCCUUCCCGAUGGAGAACACAGGGUCCUAUGGUGGUUGGGUGACCUGCGCCCAGAAUCUGGUCACAAUACUAGACAGUUUGGCUAGGAUGAGUGACGUGCCAUCGGUCCUUACACAUCAAAGUUUUGUGGAAAUGAUAGCAGCUCCAAGAUAUGCUACAGGCGAUGAUUGGUAUGGUCUUGGUUUGGACAUAGAAGAUAAGGGGACAAGUUUUGGACAUACCGGAGCUAUGGAAGGUACCUCAACAACAGUUCAUCAUAACCAAAAUGGGCUAACAUGGGCAUUUCUGCUCAACUCUUGGGCCAAAGACAUGGAUUUAGAUGGUCUUAUUAAAUAUGCUCUUUCUUCUGUUCAAGGGCUACCAUUGUGGAACGGAAUAGAUUUUAAAUGCAGUUACGAGGAAUAUUUUGUUAUGUCCGAAGAUGAACUCGAGUGUGUCACGAUUCUUUUACCGCACAAACGAUUGAUUUCUGAUGUAAUGGACAUGAAAGAUAGAGGAUUUAGGAUUUCUUGGAUUAAUGCCCUUUCUGUUGCCGAUGACGCCCUCUUUAAUGUUGUUUGGCGCAAACAGUCUGUAGAUGAUAAACAGUGGUCGAUUAUUAUUGAUGUUGAAAUCCCAGACUUUAAUAAUUGUUUGAAGAGUAUGAAAGAAAAUUGGGAAGUGAUUUUUCUUGAAUCGUACCACCUGGACGGUGUAGUAAAUCAUUUGUUUGUGUUCCAAGAAGGAGAUCAGUCAAAACAGAAAGUGUAUGUCGUGGACAGCAUGGAGGAACAUAAGAAGUUUAAGAACAUUUAUGAACAUAAUAAUUACCAGUUACAAACUCAGUCAGUAUUGGUACUGAAGGACCUUGUGAUAAUUUCUGCAGUAUAUAAUCAGGUGACUGGAAAACCAAGAUUAACAGAAAUAUGGUUAGACUUAUCAAUGGAGGAUUUUGUGACAAAGCUAGCGAAUUGUAUUGAAGGCAAACUACUGCUGAAUUAUUUACAGUUCUACACAACUGAAGACAUGCCAAAGAUUAGCGCUGUUUGGCAUCCUACGAAUGUUACAAAUAACGUGUUUCAGAGACAUGAUGUUACUAAAUACGGUUUCUUAUUUGAACUUGGGGAAAGUAUGAAGUGCAAUCGUCCUGUGUCAUUUAUCUCAGCAUACAGAUACGAAGAUGUGACAUACUUUGUUGCAGUCUGGGAAACUGAUGUAAGAAUUGGAAAAAGGACACCAAUCAAUAGAGAAGUUCUUUAUUGUUUGUAAAGAGUUGAUUAUUUGGUUAAUGUUUAUACACAGUCAUAGUGCCAGAACUGCAAAUGUCGUGAUAUUGCAGUAAAAGUUUAAGAAAGAUCUGGUACAAGACUAUUAAAUGCCAGUUUGUGUUUUGCAUAUUGAUCUCUUUUUUUAAACAUUUUAUAUGCCAUAAGGGACGUUAUAUAUGAUUAUGCUUGCUGUCCGUCUGUAAACAAUUUAGUUUCCACUUGCUAAUUGGUCAGAUGGACAUAUUGUGUGUUGGUGCUGGUGUUGGUGCUGGUAGUCCAUCUGUUUAUCCGUCCAUCUGUCUGCCAUUAUCUCUGUCAAUUUGUAAUGAAGUUUUUCUAUGCUCAGUACUUUAAGAAUUCUUUGGCCUAUGAUUUUCAAACUCGGUAGGCUUAUGGGUAAUAGAUGACAACUAAAGGUUUGGAAGUCAGUGGGUCAAAGGUCAGGGUCACUAUGACUGUUUAAAAACGGUUUCUUAAAACAGAAGACACAGUCACCAUGUAUCACUCUUUUGAGGUUUCUUAAAGGACAUUAUCAGUGUCAUUCUUAGUGGUCAGACAGACAAUUAUUCAUUCCAUAAGUGCUGAAUCCUUCGUGGGUUUUAUUCUGUCACCUUCAAAGCUGUCUUUCAGCGUAUAUUGAUCUGCAGAGGGUUUUUUUUGCUUAAAAAAAGAAAUAUUAACAUGAUCUGAUAUUUAAAUGAAAUGUAUUGGUGGAUUAUGGCAUCAAGACUUCGUUUUUAUCCUUUUAAGGGUGUUGCAAAUUAUGUUUCUUAAAUUUAGAUGAAAGUUAACACUUCAGAUCUCCGGAUUACAAAGUGCUCAUUGAUCACUCGCCGUCCACUGCACAUACAUCGGUCCACAUUUUGUUCAGAUAAUAUGGCACAAAUGAUCCAUUAGUUGACUUUAUUACUAAAAUUGUUCAUAUUGUUAUGUAAGAAGCAUUUCAUUAGUGACUAGUUUACUUGAUUGAGCUGUGAAGAUGAUGAAGGAUCUUGGGCCAUCAAGGCUCUCUUGUGGAAAUACAGAGGAUGACUUUCAGUUUUGAAAAGAGUUAUUACUUCUAAAUGUUACUGUUUAGUUAAUUUGUCAAUCUUUUUUGUAUUCAGUUCAUGAUUUUUUUUACAGAUAUAAUUGUUACAGUCUUUUGUUAUCUUGAUUUAGUAAAAUAAAACUAUAUUUUGGAAAUCGUU
Mercenaria mercenaria is the source of this 3411-nucleotide messenger RNA. RefSeq lists its product as uncharacterized. Lineage: Eukaryota; Metazoa; Mollusca; Bivalvia; Venerida; Veneridae. The transcript is spliced from 9 exons. The coding region runs from base 153 to 2222 and encodes 689 amino acids. The record is from RefSeq and is a predicted model, not a curated record.